Malassezia pachydermatis is the source of this 645-nucleotide messenger RNA. Its product is annotated as oxidation resistance protein 1. Lineage: Eukaryota; Fungi; Basidiomycota; Malasseziomycetes; Malasseziales; Malasseziaceae. The record is from RefSeq and is a predicted model, not a curated record. The transcript has a single exon. Bases 1 to 645 code for a protein of 214 amino acids. Gene Ontology annotation, cellular component: nucleus. Gene Ontology annotation, biological process: response to oxidative stress.
AUGAAUCCAGGACGUAGGGAACAAGGGCCUGCCGAAGCAUGGCUGCGUGGCUCCUCUGCAGCAGCACAGCAAGCUGUCCUUGGGACCUCCCUCCACGUCGGUGGCGGCGUAGACAUGAGCAACGCAGGGAUUGUCAUUGCCGUGCGGGAUACCGACGACAAUGUAUUUGGUGCGUUCGUCAAUGAGGCAUUGCACAUAUCACCUCACUAUUAUGGAAAUGGUGAGUGUUUCUUGUGGAAAACUGUGCAACGCCUUUUACCUGUGCCUCCCGAAGAGACAGAUGGAGAAGCCAGCGUGGAGGAUGAUCUUCACCCUGAUAAGGCUAUUGAAGUGUUUCGAUGGACAGGAAAAAACGAUUAUAUGGUACUAACGGAAUCUGACUUUUUAUCUGUGGGAGGCGGAGAUGGCCACUAUGGCUUAUGGUUUGAUGAUGCUCUCAACAAAGGUGUAUCAGCACAAUGCCCAGCAUUCGAUAAUCAAGUGUUGUGUAACGCACAAGAGAGUAAGGCAUUGCAUGCAGCGGAGGGUGGUGGAAAUGCGCCCCCUGUGGACUUGCUAGACGACUUGAUUGACAAACCACACACGCCGGAGCAAGGCAAGUUUCAAUGCUUGGGCGUCGAAGUAUGGGCUGUAGGGCUUGACUAG